Messenger RNA from Hordeum vulgare subsp. vulgare (domesticated barley), 1643 nucleotides. RefSeq names its product glycoprotein 3-alpha-L-fucosyltransferase A-like. Lineage: Eukaryota; Viridiplantae; Streptophyta; Magnoliopsida; Poales; Poaceae. Gene Ontology annotation, molecular function: fucosyltransferase activity. Bases 64 to 1524 code for a protein of 486 amino acids. Gene Ontology annotation, cellular component: membrane. The transcript has 7 exons. The record is from RefSeq and is a predicted model, not a curated record.
GGGGCGGGGUGUUAAAAUCAAUUCUUCCAGCGGAAAGACCCGUGAGGCUCACUAACGCCCCUGAUGGGCUCCCACUCGCUGACCCAGGCGGCAAGCCGUCGGCGGCGCUGCGGGUGGCUGCUCCCGCUUGUCGUUGGUGUUGCUUUUCUCGGCGAGAUCGCGUUCCUCGGUCGCCUCGACAUGUCGAAGAACGCUGAGGCGGUCGAGAGCUGGACCACCUCCUUCCACCGCCUCUCUUCAACCUGGGGCGCGGAUGCGCCUCCGGGUAGCGGGGACGACGACGAAGAGUGCGAGGAGCGGCUUGAGAGGGACGACGCCGUGCCUUAUGACCGCGAUUUUGAAAGGCAUCCUGUACUUGUCGGCGGUGCUGCUAAGGAUUGGAAUAGAUGUUCUGUAGGAUGUGAAUUUGGGUUUCCAGCUAGUAAGACGCCUGAUGCUACUUUCGGAAUCGCUCCAGAUCCUUCCGUAGAGAGUAUCCUCAGAUCAAUGGAAUCGUCUCAAUAUUAUUCCGAGAACAAUAUUAAUGCGGCUCGAGGAAGAGGGUACCAAAUUGUGAUGACAACCAGCCUUUCCUCAGAUGUGCCAGUUGGCUACUUUUCAUGGGCUGAAUAUGAUAUCAUGGCACCUGUGCCUCCAAAGACUGAAGAGGCCCUAGCUGCAGCCUUUAUUUCCAACUGCGGUGCACGAAACUUCCGUUUGCAAGCCCUUGAGAUGCUUGAAAGCUUAGAUGUAAAAAUUGAUUCUUAUGGUAGCUGUCAUCGUAAUCGUGAUGGCAAAGUGGACAAAGUGGAGACUCUAAAGGGCUACAAAUUCAGCUUGGCUUUUGAGAAUUCUAAUGAGGAAGAUUAUGUUACAGAAAAGUUCUUUCAGUCACUGGUAACAGGGGCCAUUCCAGUUGUCGUUGGCGCACCGAAUAUUCAAGAGUUUUCUCCAGGAGAAGAUGCAAUAUUACACAUCAAGGAGCUUGAUGAUGUCAUUUCAGUUGCGAAGACAAUGAAACAUAUUGCAUCAAAUCCUGAUGCUUUUAAUCAAUCUUUGAGGUGGAAGUAUGAUGGUCCAUCUGAUUCUUUCAAGGCACUUAUUGACAUGGCAGCGGUUCAUUCAUCCUGUCGCCUUUGUAUACAUAUCGCUACGAAGAUUCAUGAAAAAGAAGAAAAAACUCCAAAAUUUAUGAAUCGCUCGUGUAGUUGCUCCAGCAAAAGAGGAACAGUAUACCACUUAUUUGUCAGAGAGAGAGGGCGGUUUAAGACAGAGAACAUUUAUCUAAGAUCAGAUCAGUUAACUUUAGGAGCUUUGAAGUCUGCUGUGCACGAUAAAUUUAGCUCCCUCAAGCAUGUUCCUAUAUGGAAGGAUGAAAGGCCAUCAAGUAUUCGAGGUGGGGAUGAAUUGAAGGUGUACAAAAUUUAUCCAAUAGGUCUUACAGAACGACAAGCGUUAUAUAAAUUUCAAUUCAGUGACGAUGCUGAAGUUGCUAGAUAUAUUAAGGGCCAUCCAUGUGCAAAGCUUGAGGUGAUUUUUGUAUAACUACAAUAUUGCCAUCUUCACGUCUUUUUGCAACUGCGAACUAGUUCUGCAUGUACUGUAACAGAUUCCUGUUUAUGUAACGUCAACCUUAAUGCAAAAUCACAACUUUGUAGGCUUUA